AUGGCCGAGGGCAAAGUGGGAGGUGCGGCCGGCCUCUUUGCCAAGCAGGUGCAGAAGAAGUUCAGCAGGGCCCAGGAGAAGGUACUGCAGAAGUUGGGGGAAACAGUGGAAAGCAAAGAUGAACGGUUUGAACAAAGUGCCAACAACUUCUACCAGCAACAGGCAGAAGGCCAGAAGUUGUACAAGGACCUGAAGAACUUCCUUGGUGCCGUCGAAGUGAUGCAUGAGAGUUCGAAGAACGUGUCGGAAACCCUGCAGGAGCUCUACAGCGGCGAGUGGGACGGGCAGGAGGAGCUGAAAGCCAUCGUAGGGAAUACUGACCUCCCCUUUGACCAGGCUGUGAGGACCAUGGAAAAUGAUGUGUCCCCGUUCAGUGAGAUUAAGGAGAGAAUCGCCAUGGGCCGGAAACUUGUGGACUAUGCCAGUGCCCGACACCACCUGGAGGCUGUGCAGAAUGCCAAGAAGAAAGAUGAGGCCAAGGCUGCCAAGGCCGAGGAAGAGUUCAAUAAAGCCCAGCUCGUACUUGAAGACCUGAACCAGGAACUGCUGGAGGAACUGCCGAUUCUUUACAACAGUCGUGUCGGCUGUUAUGUGACCAUCUUCCCAAACAUCCCCAACCUGAGGGAUGUUUUCUACAGAGAAAUGAGCAAGCUGCACCACAGUCUCUACGAGGUGAUGAGCAAACUGGAGAAGCAGCAUUCCAACAAAGUCUUUGUGGUGAAGGGCCUGUCGUCAUCUCCUCCCCGUGCGAACGUCGAAGAGCCUCUGCCAGCCCGCAAUGGCCCAGCCCCAGCCCAGGCCUCUCUGCCCAUCGAGGGUGACGAAUCCCAGGAGGACGUCUUCUCCAGCUCCCCACCUCCAUCGCCGGACAGAGCCCUGGCCCCGGCCGGGCAGCCUCCGCCAUCUCCUCCAGAAGUCGUCCUCCGAGCCCACCCGGCCAUUGAAGGGGCUGAGCAGCCAAAGAAGAGCGCCUCCCUCCGGAGGACCUCAGGGCCCGCUCUCCGCGCCGCUCUGGGAGCCGCAGCUGGUCCCGGCCUUUGGGCCUGCGGGGGAGGCUGCCCGGAGGAGGCGGCAGCCGCAGCGGCGGUGGUGCGGUCCCGGCCCCCCGACCACGGGUCCCUUCCCGCCAGGUAG
Molecule: messenger RNA, 1134 nt
Organism: Echinops telfairi (small Madagascar hedgehog)
Lineage: Eukaryota; Metazoa; Chordata; Mammalia; Afrosoricida; Tenrecidae
Product: bridging integrator 2-like
Biological process (GO): podosome assembly; plasma membrane tubulation; phagocytosis, engulfment
Cellular component (GO): podosome; phagocytic cup; cytoplasm
Molecular function (GO): phospholipid binding; protein binding
Source: RefSeq, a predicted model, not a curated record